This is a messenger RNA of Colletotrichum lupini, 858 nucleotides long. RefSeq lists its product as uncharacterized. The record is from RefSeq and is a predicted model, not a curated record. The coding region runs from base 1 to 858 and encodes 285 amino acids. The transcript is spliced from 7 exons. Lineage: Eukaryota; Fungi; Ascomycota; Sordariomycetes; Glomerellales; Glomerellaceae.
AUGUGGAAGCGCAAUUUCGGGGCGCGAAAGAAUGUCAUUCUCAGCCUGAGGAGGUCUUUGAAGGGGGCUAGCGGAGAGUCGGGCAGGCCUUACUCGAGCAGGAACCCAUGGCAGAAUGCUAAGAGUCAGAGAGGCAACUGCCUUUCAGGCGGUUGGGUGAGCGGUCAUCAAAGCAUUGCCAUAAAGUACACAAAUGUCCAGUACCACGAAAGGAGUACCGGUAUUGUGAAAGCCCGGGCUAUGCGGAUAGAAGGAGGCGUUCUACGUAGUUCCCAGGUGCUACGUGGUAGUGUAAAUGCAGCGUUGGCCAACUUCUAUAACGACGAGAAACGACUGGAGGCUACGAUGCACAAGAAGUCAACUUCAGAUAGGUCGUGGUCCGAAAGCCCUCCAAACAUCCCACGGGCUUUACCCAGGGACUCGGGACCAUGUGUAACACACCCAGAACAUAUUCGAGAACCAGAGUCUCGGAAUUUUUGCGAAAGGGAAAGAGCUUCGGGAGGGAACGUGAUCCUUGCUGUCGCCCAGCAGACCGGUUUAGCGGAGAAAGUCGUGUCCAAGGGACAUAAGGGUGCUGGGGAGGGGACAGUUCAAUUAUGGCAUUUCCAGCUCUUCUCCUAUCCUGUCGAGAGAAUCGGGGGUACGGCCAGCGUUGAGGAGGGCGCCGUGACAAGGCUCGCCGAGCCGACAAAUUCUAAUGAUGACUUUGCAGAAGAUCCAGCUGGUGCUCCUCAUGUGUAUUGGAUGGUUGAGUUCGAACCCCUCAUUUUGGCCGCCUUGGGUGGUGGCGGAACACAGGCACACAACAGAGAGCACUUCAGGGGGCAUGCCUCCAACGCGCGUGCUAAGAUACCAUAA